GGCCAGAAGAAAAGAAGCCUGACUGAAGCGCAAAUCCAGGGGGAGGACUAGGUUGACUGGUCGCCUAUCCGAUACCGCCAAUGCUGUGUGUGCGGAUGGAAAGGUGAUACUAAAGAAUUACUGGAAGGACGGGUGCAUCCUGCGCCCUGAGAUCGAGAACGAAGAGCAGCUGUAUCAGCGGAUAAGGGUUGGGAAGCACAUCGAGGCUCAGUAGAGUGCGAUCUUCCAGGGCUGGAGGAAAGGAGUUCUCCAGGGGAGAAUAGUGGGACCUCAGUGAAUUUUUAUUUAUAAAAAGAACGUUCUCUGCUUAAUGCUGACUAAUAUGAAGAAUGGGCGUUAAUGUACCUAAGAAGAAGUUUAUUGUGUGAAGGAACCAUGGCCAGCUUGCAAAGACUAGAUGAUCAGAAGGUCCAGGCGCUUGAUAACCUUGGAACUGAUCUAAAGUGUCUUGAAGAGCAUAAACCUGUGGUGGUUCAGGAGGACGAUGAAGAAGCUCUUUCUCCAGCCAGUUCAAUCGGGUCUUCGGCAUCUGCCUCUGCAAUGUCCAUGUCAGAUGGAUCACCGGUCCCAUCUCCUGGUACUCUCUCGGAUGUCGAUAGUGAGUCCCUGACCAGUGAAUCAAUGUCGGUUGCAUCGUCUGUGUCAGGUGCGUCUUCCGUGGAAAGUGUCUCUUCGAGAAAACGUAAUUUUACCCAACCCAAUGACAACGAGCCUCUCCAAUUCAAAUAUGCCCGCACAAUACCGAACUUGAAGACCACUGUACCUAAAGCGACCCAUCGCUCAGAAUUCGACACCCAGAUCCAGAGUCGCUUUCAAAACGCCGUGGAGAAGGGCGAUCCUGGGGAAAUCAAUCAGAUUCUCCAACUUCAUUCCCAUAGCAUUGAUCUCAACAAGUACAACGAGGAAGGUCGAACACCCUUGCAGCAUUUUGUCAUGUCCGGCCAUUUGGGUUUGGUCAAACUCAUGAUCCAGUUCGGGGCUGAUUCACGUCUACGGACAAAAGAAGGAUGGUCGAACCUUCAUAUUGCCUCAUUUGCAGGUCACACCCAUAUCAUGUCAUACAUUUUGAGGAGUGGCAAACGGUAGCCGGACCUUCAUAAUAACUCCUGAUGAGAUAUCAGAUGUGAUAAUGUUAUCUUCAUCCUUCAGCGCCCUACGUUAAGAUUCAUUCAGCAAUUGAGUUGAUUCUCUUUACUUGACUUAAAACAUGUGUCAGACCUGUGCCAUGUGCCGAUAUUGCAUUUGUAUUCAAAAACUGAUCUUGGAUCCAUGGAGAGAUGUCACCAUCCCAGCUAUGGGUUGGCAGAAAACCAACCCGUAACUCAUGAACCAAUAUCAACACUUGAACGUAAUAUAAAUGUUACAACUUAUCAACUUGUCUCGUUCAAAAUAUACCACUUAUUCUAAGCA
Messenger RNA from Tigriopus californicus, 1410 nucleotides. Its product is annotated as serine/threonine-protein phosphatase 6 regulatory ankyrin repeat subunit C-like. Bases 340 to 1086 code for a protein of 248 amino acids. Lineage: Eukaryota; Metazoa; Arthropoda; Copepoda; Harpacticoida; Harpacticidae. The transcript has a single exon. Gene Ontology annotation, molecular function: protein binding. The record is from RefSeq and is a predicted model, not a curated record.